Oncorhynchus nerka (sockeye salmon) is the source of this 7099-nucleotide messenger RNA. RefSeq names its product homeobox protein cut-like 1. Bases 239 to 5002 code for a protein of 1587 amino acids. The record is from RefSeq and is a predicted model, not a curated record. NCBI's taxonomy places the organism in Eukaryota, Metazoa, Chordata, Actinopteri, Salmoniformes, Salmonidae. The transcript has 24 exons. Gene Ontology annotation, cellular component: nucleus. Gene Ontology annotation, molecular function: DNA-binding transcription factor activity, RNA polymerase II-specific; RNA polymerase II transcription regulatory region sequence-specific DNA binding. Gene Ontology annotation, biological process: regulation of transcription by RNA polymerase II.
UCUAAUGGAUAGUAGCCUAUAUGAAAUAGCAAUAUUGGCAAUCACAUGUCGAAAAGCGAAUAAAAUCAGUCCAAAACACACACUCGACAACAAAUCUUUCAGCAUUGUUCACGAUCUACAUGGAAAAUCCAUCCCAUGUUUUAGCUGUUAAAGAAAUUGCCAACUCCCGUUCAAUAAUUCUAUUCUGUGGCCCUAUUCAAUAUCACAGGUUCAUGUUCAAUAACUCCAUUCCACGCCCAUGUUCAAUAAGCGAUGUCCCUGUUCAAUUGCUCCGCUCCGUGUUUUGCGCGCGCUCCCCCUCCUUUCUACUGAACUCCAGCCCCUCGCUCUCUCUGUAUCAGCCUCUCACUCCGUCUCAAUAUGUCUCAAGAUGGCGGCCAAUGCGGGAUCGAUGUUUCAAUAUUGGAAGCGCUUUGAUUUACAGCAGCUGCAGAGAGAACUGGAUGCCACCGCCACAGCUCUGGCCAACAGACAGGAUGAGAGUGAGCAGUCGAGGAAAAAGCUCAUCGACCAAAGCCGUGAGUUCAAGAAAAACACACCAGAGGAUCUGCGAAAGCUGGUAGCUCCGUUGCUCAAAGGCUUCCAAGCAGAGAUCGACGCGGUGAGUAAAAGAAGUAAGGAGUCAGAGGCUGCCUUCCUAAGCGUGUACAAGAGAUUCAUCGAUGUCCCAGACCCUGUGUCGGCCCUGGAGGCUACCCAGCAGCUACAGCUGAAGGUCCAGAGGAUGCACGACAUUGAGACGGAGAACCAGAAGCUCCGCGAGACGCUGGAGGGCUACACCCAGGAGAUUGCUGAGGUCAAGAACCACGAGGUCACAAUUAAAGCACUUAAGGAGAAGAUAGAAGAGUAUGAAGAGACCCUGAAGAAGCAGGCCAAGGAGCUGGGCCAGGAGGAGAGGAGAGAGGAAGAGAAGGAGAAGAAAGAGGGCGAGGAUGGGCAGCUCCACAACAACCAUGCAGAGGAGUCGUGUCAACAACAGGAGAACCAGGAGUCUGCGGUGUCAAAGCUGGAGGAGGCAGACAGUAAGGCCCAGUCCCUACAGACAGCACUUGAAGCAACUCAGGCAGAGCUUUUGGACCUGAAGAGCAAGUAUGACGAAGAGUCAACAUCAAAGACCAAUGAGAUUGAGGUGGUGAUGUCAGACCUGGAGAGAGCCAAUCAGAGAGCGGAUGUAGCGGAGAGGGAAGCAGAGGCUCUUCGGGAACAGCUGACAUCCGCCAACAAGUCUCUCCAGCUUGCCACACAGAUCCAGAAGGCCCCUGACAUGGAGCAAGCCUUGGAGGUUCUGUCACGCUCCAGUUUGGAGGUGGAGCUGAACGCAAAGGAGCGGGAGGUACUGCACUUGGCUGAGGACGUGCAGAGACUGCAGGCCAGCCUGGCCAACGUCCGUGAGAACUCGGCCUCGCAAAUCAGCCAGCUGGAGCAGCAGCUCAGCACCAAGGAGAGCUCACUCAAGCAACUGGAGGAGAAACUGCAGGAGCAGGCAGACUACGAAGGCAUCAAGAAAGAGCUCAGUUUCCGCAAGUCAGUAGAGUUCGGCUCUUCAAACUACUCUUCAGCACAGGACUCUAAGAAGCCUCUGGAGUUGUUGUUGGAGAAGAGUCGAGGCCUGCAUUCUGAGAGCUCCUCCCUGCGCCUGAACAACAGUGAGCUGAGUAGUUUGAGAGAGCGAAAGGUCAAAGAGUCAUCAGAGGGACAACAGCGUCUCUGCACCACACCCAUGGGCACCAACUUGAAGGGCUCCCCUCCCCCUCCCUCCUCUCAGCUCCUCCUGCGCACUGGCUCAGGUGGUUCCUCCGACACCAUCCCUGUCACUGCCGCCAAUGGCACACACCACUUCUCGCCCACGAGUGGCGGGCUGGGUGGGCAGGACUUCUUCAGCCCCUCCUCUCUGGCGUCGGCGGGCACCGCUUUCCCCCUGGGGGGCAAGGUGGUGCUCAACUCCCUGCUGCAGCGCCAGCUCAUGCAGACCUUUUACUCCAAAGCCCUGCAGGACUCCGUGUCCGCCUCCGGCCAGGCCCUGCUCUUCUCCUCUUCCAACUACCCCACCCAUAACUCCCUUUCAGCCAGCCCCCUGCCACCCCAUCAGUCUUUGCAGUCGCAAUCCCAGCACCCGUCAGCGGGCAGCCCGGAUGUCAACGGCCUCGCCCCCUCGCCCAGCCAGUCAGAAGGGGCGGGGAGCGUCUCGGAAGGUGAAGACAUGGACACGUCUGAGAUAGCGCGUCAGGUCAAGGAGCAGCUGAUCAAGCACAACAUCGGGCAGAGGAUCUUCGGCCACUACGUGCUGGGGUUGUCCCAGGGCUCGGUCAGUGAGAUACUGGCCAGGCCCAAGCCCUGGAACAAGCUGACCAUCCGGGGCAAGGAGCCCUUCCACAAGAUGAGGCAGUUCCUGUCCGACGAGCAGAACAUUCUGGCACUGCGCAGCAUCCAGGGGAGGCAGAGAGAGAACCCAGGCCAGAACCUGAACAGAGUGUUUCAGGAGGUUCCGAAGCGAAGAACCGGCUCCGAAGGCUCCUCGAGGCCAGGUAACAUCACCACCCGGAUCCGCACCUCGGAGAGUGGCUCAGAUGAGGCCAUCAAGUCCAUCCUGGAACAGGCCAAGAGAGAGCUGCAGGUUCAGAAGGCUGAUGGUGUGGAGGACAGACAGCGACGACAGACAGGUUACCCCCGAGGCAUGGGCAACUAUUUUGCAAAAUAUGCACAAAGUCUCAGACUUGACUCGUCCCAGCCCCCUCCCUCGUCCAGCAUUGGUGGUGGUGGAGGUGGUAUCGGCUCAGGUGGAUCCUCCAACUCAGACGAGACCAUCCGCUCCAUCCUAGAGCAGGCAAGGAGAGAGAUGGAGGCCCAGCAGGCCGCCCUAGAGCCCAUCCUCAAGGCAUCCUCCAUGGGCCCCUCCGACCUGGCCCUGCUCUCCCCCAAACUCCUGGGCGCGCCAAUCCUCCCGGCCUCUUACUCGCCCCUGGCCCUCUCCCUCAAGAAGCCCUCCAUCCCCCCAACCUCCUCUCCCUCCUCCCUCCUGGAUUUCCACUCUGCCAUGGUGAAGAAGGAGGCAGGAGAAGUGGUGGGAGAAGGCGGGGGAGGAGGAGGGUUGCUAAUGGAUGGUGGGACCAAGCAGGGGCGAGGCUCCUGGAGGGAUCAAUGGUGGAGCAGUAUGCACCCCGGGGGGCAGGGAGCCACGGCGAGCCUGAAUGACGAUGUGCGUAGUCAGGAGGACAGCAAGGAGAAGCCUCCCCGGCUGGCCGGCUCAUCCUCGGUGCUGGCACCCUCCUCCGUCUCCAUCUCCUCCUUGGACUACUGGAAGGACUGGCCCCGGGCCGAGUCCCCGUACUCCCAGGCCAGCUCUGAGCAUGGCGGGGGCACCAAAACCCAGGGGCCCAGCUGCGCCAACACACCCCAGAGCAGUCUCUCUCCCCUAAGCUUGGGGCCUCUGGGGUCCCUGUUGACCCCCGCAGCCAAACAAGCCAAGCCUGUGGUGGCGCCGCUCACUCCUGAGCAGUACGAGUUCUACAUGUACCAAGAGGUGGACACGGCCGAGCUCACGCAGCAGGUCAAAGACAAGCUGGCCAAGAACGGCAUCUGCCAGCGCAUCUUUGGAGAGAAGGUGCUGGGCCUGUCUCAGGGCAGUGUGAGCGACAUGCUGUCCAGGCCCAAGCCCUGGAGCAAGCUGACCCAGAAGGGCCGGGAGCCCUUCAUCCGCAUGCAGCUCUGGCUCAACGGAGAGCUGGGCCAGAAUGUCCUGCCCUUACAGGGCCAGCCACAAGAAAACACCCCAAAGACCUCAGCCAGCUGCAGCCCGGCCCCGGAGUCCCCCCUCAGCUCAGCCGAGGAGUCCGUGAAGAGCCUUGGGGAGCAGGGUGGAGGAGGAGGGGGAUGUGGAGGAGGAUCAACCCAGGUCCCCCCCAGGGAGCCCAGCGAGCCCUCUGAGUCUCAGCCCGGCACGCCACUGCCCGUCCCCGGCCACUCAGGUCUCAGCAUCCAGGAGAUGGUGGCCAUGUCCCCAGAGCUGGACACCUAUGUCAUCACCAAGAAGGUCAAGGAGGUGCUGACCGACAACAACCUCGGUCAGCGUCUGUUUGGGGAAACGAUCCUGGGUCUGACUCAGGGCUCGGUGUCUGACCUGCUGGCGAGGCCCAAGCCCUGGCACAAGCUCAGCCUGAAAGGACGCGAGCCCUUCGUCCGCAUGCAGCUCUGGCUCCAGGACCCACGCAACGUGGAGAAACUCAUGGACAUGAAACGCAUGGAGAAGAAAGCGUACAUGAAGCGGCGCCACAGCUCUGUGAGCGAGAGCCAGACGGCGGACAGUGGUGGCCUGUCAGGGGGAGACUUCAGCCAGGGCGGCAGCCCCCAGCACGGCCUCGGCCACCACCUGCACCAGCAGCAGCCUCCCCAGCAGCACCUGAAGAAGGCCCGUGUGGUGCUGGCCCCCGAGGAGAAGGAGGCCCUGAAGAGGGCCUACCAGCAGAAGCCCUACCCCUCGCCCAAGACCAUUGAGGAGCUGGCCUCACAGCUCAAUCUCAAAACCAGCACCGUCAUCAACUGGUUCCACAACUAUAGGUCUCGUAUCCGACGGGAGCUUUUCAUCGAGGAGAUCCAGCGAGGUGAGGGCGGCUCCCCGUCCACCAGGGCGGGCAAGGCCAGUGAGGGCGACAGCUGUGACGGUACCGAGUCAGAUGGCACAGUGGAGGGCACACGCCCCGGCCACGAGCACCACCCGGCCUCAGAAGGCGAGGGGGGGUCCGACCACAGAGACGACGGCACCACGUCAGCCACUGGCAGCAACGCUGCAGGUACCAGCGGCCACCACAAGGGCGGCGCCCUGGACAGCCUGUUCAGCUUCCCCGAGAGUACCCAUGUUUCCUCUGCGUCUGUUGCCACCACCACUGCUGCCCGCAACCCCCGCGACAGCAGCCUGCGCAAGAAGAAAGCCGCCAACCUCAAUAAUAUCAUCCACCGCCUGGAGAAGGCUGCCGGUAAAGACGAGCCCCACGAGUGGGAGUUCUGAUACGGUACCCCUGCUGCUGGAGAGUGAGAGUUACUAUUUUUCUAGUGCCCUGACUGCACAGUUCCAAGGCCAAGACUGGAGCAGUGCUGCCAGAGAGGAACUGGCAUCUUUUACGACUUUUCAUAUCAAAGAGGGUUCAUAGAUUUUUUUCAAGAAGCGAAACAACAGCAACAACCUGGCUUUGUUUGGAGAUAAAGCACUUAACAGCCCUGCCGGCCACAGGGCCCCAACACCACCGGCCAAAGGUGCGGAGGAGACAAAAGACUUGCGCUACUCACAAAGGAGCGUCACUCCACAGGAGGAAACUGUCACGAGAAGCAAUUAUGUGUUUUAUUUGUGUGUGUGUGUGUGUGCGUGUUUCCCUUUGAGAGAUUUAUUCACCACCUCAAAGUUUUUCUAACCUUGUUCGCUCAGUGAGUUUUCACAUCUAGUAGACUAACUGUUACAAUGUUUUCCCUUUUUUCUAUUUUCUAAGAGGGUCUUUCUCCUCAUAACUCCAUUGCAGUUCUUUGGCUUUCUGAUAGGAUCGUCAAAAAAAAAGAGAAUGAAAAGCCAAGCAUUUACAAAAUUAGUCUGCAGGAGAGGAGAACCCUUUCCCAAGCAAUGUUCCUUUCUGUGCCCCAAAAGCUGCCAUGUAAUGGCACUGGAACUCUUAAUAUGCUAUCCACUCUAUUGAGAAAAUAAUUAACAUUUUUAUAAAAUUAUUUUUCUCCUCUGAGAAAGAAAAAAAACUUUAUAGCAAUUUGGUUGCCACUAAGAGAUUGCACAGUCGGUCGACUUUAAACAAUGCUAUUUUAGAUUCCUAAAUAUUUGGGAAGGGUAAAAUCUGAAGUGAAAUACUCAUUAUCAGUUGAAUGGAACUUUGAAAAAAAAGUAUCACUUUAAUUCACAGUUUUUCAACGUACAACAUAAACUGCAACGGUCAGGAAAAAGGAAAAAUCAGAAAAACAUCUUGUGGUAGCUUACUUUGUGUUCUUUCUCGUGGGUGAUCUAGAAGCUCUUUGAUAAGUAGUGUACAUUUCUUUCAUAGCUUUAACUGACUUCCGGGGGAUGCCAUUUUGGUGGCACCGGGAGCGUUUGUUUAAUACACUCCAUUUUAGGCCAAAAUCAGGUUUGAGAAAAAAAGAAAAUAAACAAAAAAGUUGUAUACAAGUUCAUGGAGAAAAAAAACUAUUUCAGUCUAGAUAUUUAAAAAAAAAAAAAAAAAAAAAAAAGUUGCAAACUUGCUUUUUAACCUAUUUUAACCACAAAAACCACACUAUUAAGACCUCAGAACCAGGGUGUACAGUAGAGCCUACGGCCGCUGCACUUCACAGCCUGGCCCUCGGAUGGGGAGGCUUGCGUUUCAUUGGGUGAAAAAGCCAGGAGAUGCACAGCUCACUUUACUGUAUAUUCCAAGCAUCUGGCUCUUUUGCUCUCAACUCUUUACCUACGGUUGUGUGUAUAUUUGUACAUUGUAAAAAGACAGAAAAGAAAGACAAGAAACCCCAGCUGUUGCGUGUCGGUCCUCACAUGCGGUGCACUACGAGUCUGAGGAGGAGAUGGACUCUCCUCUGCUUGUGUGUUCCCAUACAGAGCUACAAGACUGACCUGGUCAUGGUCAACCAGUCACACGUCCCUCCUUUAAAACCCUUUGACAUAUAUUCUCCACAGGCUGCCAUGUUGUGUUGCGCAGAGGUCAAGAGGUCAAAUGUACGAAACAGUGCCAAGGCUUAGUAGAGAUAUUUCAAGGUACAUUUUUACUAAUUGAAUAACCAACACCAAAAGUUAUAUCCAAAGUAGUGUCGAUGUGACAAAGCCCCAUCCAAUUUGGUUGUCUCUUUCAAAGUCAAGCUGAUUCUCCCACCAAUCUUGAUGCGCUCACUCCUUAUAUUAUGACCAGUUUUAUGAUCAAUUCAUGACUGUUACGUAGCAUCUCCAUUCUCCACUGGUCACAACAAGUCCUCUUACUUUCAGCUGUAACUCUUGGCCCCAUGUGAAUAUAUCUCAGAGGUUAAGAUCACUUGACACGGGUCAAUGGAAGAAAACAAAGACAUUAGUUUUAUACUUAACCCUCAACCCACCCUCCCUUCCCCAGAUAUGGUAGAACAUUAGACC